Mesorhabditis spiculigera is the source of this 1053-nucleotide messenger RNA. NCBI's taxonomy places the organism in Eukaryota, Metazoa, Nematoda, Chromadorea, Rhabditida, Rhabditidae. The record is from the annotation of a GenBank genome assembly.
AUGGGCGUGAAGGAGGUAUCGGGUCUCGUCUCUGGACGUGGUGUCAUCUGGUCUGUAGCGUUGUCCCUAACGCUGCACGUCCUCAACCACCAUCUCCUCCUCGUCCUCCUCCCCCUCCUCUGCGUCGCCAUCUACAAAGGGCUCAAGGCGCCGCGGUCGAAUCCGGAUACGGCGGCCACCUUCUUCUCGGGUCUCCGUGUCGGUGGCCAUCGCGGAUCGCCCACCAUUUACCCGGAGAACAGCAUGGCCUCGUUCGAACAGGCAAAACUAGACGGCUGUGACCUUGUCGAAUUUGACGUGUCGAUGACGAAGGAUGGGCACGCUGUUCUGCUACAUGACGACAACUUGGACAGAACCACCAACAUGACGGGUCCGAUUCGGGACAAGAACCUUGCCGAGCUGAAGGACUGCAAUAUUGCCGCGCAUUUUAAGAGGACUGGUCCCGGCUCCUCUCCCAUCCCAUCCGAAGGUCUACCUGCCCUCGAAACCCUCGUCUCCUGGGCCAAGACCAACAAGAUGAAGCUCCUCUUCGACGUCAAAGAUUACGACCCCGAGUUGACGGCCAUCAUUGUCGAGCUGUUCACGAGGUUCGACCUGUACGACUCGGCGAUCGUGUGUUCUUUCUUCCCAUGGGUCGUCUACAGGGUGAAGAAGGCCGACUCGAGGAUAUUGACGGGCAUGACCUGGCGCCAAAAGUUCUUCUCCUACGAGGACGGCGAGCACACGAGGCCCCGGUUCUCGUGGGCCCUCCAAUUCUACCUGGCUGCCCUCCUCGACGUCGUCCACCACGCCGGACUACACACCAUCCUGCCCACGUUCCUUGGUGUUGACCUAAUGUUGACGUCAAAUUCAGAAAUUUCUCCUCGCUACGUCGCAAAACAGCGCGCCAAAGGAGUAGAGGUCAUGGCGUGGACCGUCAACGACAUCAACGAGAUGCACUGGAUGUUGGAAACAUUGAAGAUCCCGAUCCUCACCGAUCUCCCCUACCACAUCCAGACCUUGUCAAACCUGCGAAAAUUCGGAGAAGACGGCUACGUGUCCGUGAAGGCUGCC